Messenger RNA from Loxodonta africana (African savanna elephant), 3971 nucleotides. RefSeq names its product NIPA like domain containing 4 (gene NIPAL4). Gene Ontology annotation, biological process: magnesium ion transport. NCBI's taxonomy places the organism in Eukaryota, Metazoa, Chordata, Mammalia, Proboscidea, Elephantidae. Gene Ontology annotation, molecular function: magnesium ion transmembrane transporter activity. Gene Ontology annotation, cellular component: membrane. The transcript has 5 exons. Bases 35 to 1312 code for a protein of 425 amino acids. The record is from RefSeq and is a predicted model, not a curated record.
UAUUGUGUGGGUGAGAUCCUGCAGUAGUUGAAGCAUGGGGUCUGAAGCAGUGGCCACUCCAAUAUUUUUAAAGCAUAGAAAGGACCCCAGUGUAACAUUCUCCCCAUGGCUUUCCCAUCCAGGUUCCCUGAUCAGCGCAUAUUGCUCGUCCCAAGAAGUCCUGUGCCAGAUCGUGGGUGACCUCAGCCCUGAGGUGCCCAGCAAUGUCACCUUUCACAGCUGGCAGGAGAGGGUCAGGCAGAACUAUGGUUUCUACAUCGGCCUGGGCCUGGCCUUCCUGUCCAGCUUCCUCAUUGGCAGUAGCGUCAUCUUGAAGAAGAAAGGCCUCCUGCGACUGGUGGCCACAGGGGCCACCCGGGCUGUGGAUGGAGGUUAUGGCUACCUGAAGGAUGGAAUGUGGUGGGCUGGAUUUCUUACCAUGGCUGCUGGAGAAGUUGCCAACUUCGGGGCCUAUGCGUUUGCCCCUGCAACAGUUGUCACACCUCUGGGAGCACUGAGCAUCCUUAUAAGUGCCAUUCUCUCCUCGUAUUUCCUGGGAGAGACUCUGAAUCUGCUGGGAAAGUUGGGCUGUGUGAUCUGUGUGGCUGGCAGCACCGUGAUGGUGAUACACGCCCCUGAGGAAGAGAAGGUCACCACAGUCAUUGAGAUGGCUUCCAAGAUGAAAGACACAGGGUUCAUCGUGUUUGCCGUGCUUAUGAUGGUGUUCUGCCUCAUCCUUAUCUUUGUCAUUGCCCCACGUUAUGGGCAGAGGAAUAUCCUGGUUUACAUCAUCAUCUGCUCUGUGAUCGGGGCCUUCUCUGUGUCUGCCGUCAAGGGACUGGGCAUCACCAUUAAGAACUUCUUCCAGGGGUUGCCGGUUGUGCGGCAUCCCCUCCCCUACAUCUUGUCCCUCAUCCUGGCGCUCUCGCUCAGCACUCAGGUCAACUUCCUCAACAGGGCGCUGGACAUUUUCAACACCUCCUUGGUGUUCCCCAUCUACUACGUGUUCUUCACCACAGUGGUGAUUACCACCUCCAUCAUCCUCUUCAAGGAGUGGCACAGCAUGUCUGCUGUGGACAUUGUGGGCACCCUCUCUGGCUUUGUCACCAUCAUCCUGGCUGUGUUCAUGCUUCAUGCUUUCAAGGAUCUGGAUGUCAGUUUGGCUAGCUUGCCCCACAUGCACAAAAACUCAACCCCAACCCCAACCCCAGCUCCCAGCCCAGAGCCCACUGUCAUUAGACUGGAAGAUAAGAACGUUCUUGUGAACAACAUGGAACUCUCCAGCACACCAUCUCCAGAAGAGAAGCCCAAAGUAUUUACAAUCCAUUCUUAAAACUCGGAAUACACGAGGGAGAGGUUGAGCCCUGUGGUACAGCCCAACCUCUCAAUUUCAGAACCACCUGGUUAUUUUCAGCACAACCGCAUUGCCUGUUUCCAAUGGGCUAUCUUCCUUUGAGAAUUUUAUUUAUACCUCAUCAUUGUGUCCAGGAGAAAAAUCCCUACCCGAUGAGCGGUGGCGGUAGAACUUUCUGGAAACACAGCCUCAGUGACCAAAUAUCCCUAGUUUACAUUGGUGCCAGCAGGUCCCCUGGACCUUCCUUCCCACUUGUCCCUGGUGCCAUCUCUGGCUGCAUAUGUUGUUGGGAAGAAGGCAUAAACUGACCCGUUGAAUGUAGCAGAGUCUGAGAACUUCCUUGAGAUAUUUAUUAAUUUAUUAGUUGUCGGAAAAUCCUUAGCACCAGUUCUCAUGCUGAAAUGGAAUCGUGUUCCUUAGGAUUCCAAGGAUGAGGUGCAGCUGGCUCCCAGAUGCUCAGAGAGGGAUCAGCUCGCCUCCCGAUCCAGAGGUGACAGAGAUGCAACUAAUGUAAAAUUUCUUCUUGCUUUUACCACAUCCUCUUCGGAGACACAAACAAGACCUCAGCUGACCCCCUUACAGUGAAAGCCACCUGAUGUCUCAGGGAAAAAUUUCGACCAGCCCAUUCCCCGAGAACUGUAGCCUGGAAGUCAGCAUCUUUGUUUCCAUCCACGCCAUCCCUAGCGCGCCCCUUCUCUCUCUCACUUGACACCCUAAGGAGUCAGUCAGACAAUGAUCUUGGAACCCAAAACAAAACAACAACAACAGAGGCUUCACAGCCAAGCUCUGCUCCCCAAACCGGUAUUUCAUGUUGUCUUACUCUGGAAAGAAACUGCAACUGCUCUGCUCUUAAAAAUGGCCUGGCUGUUGAGCUAGAAUUUGCCAGAAUACAUUUUCCUUUUCCUCAAGGAGUAAAAUCAAAGUAUGAUUUGGGGAGGUGGGAGGAAGUGUGAGGAGCAACGUCAGGAUUUGGCAGAAAGCAGACAUAGACCCUCUGGAAACCAAGAGCUAAGUUUUGUGUUUACUCUGGCGCCCAGCCAAGAACCCCGGGCAAAAGGGCUCUGGGAUAAUUUCUGGUCUGCAGCCUCAGAAGUUUGGCCGGUGGAAUCAGUUUUGAGCCUCAGUGACCAAGUAGGGGGCACAGGCUUGGCAUGAAAUGCAUUCUGGCUGCUGGCCAGAUUGCCACCAAGUCCCCAACUCCUCUGAUGAGCUGCCUACACUGGAGGCAGCAUGCCAUGACUGCUCCAACUCCACCUGCUGUGGGGACUGCCUUUGGUCCCCUCACAUUUGGCCAGAGGCAUCCAAAAAGUAAGCAGCUAGAGAUAAUAAUUGAUAUCCCUUCCCUUCCCAUCUUCUAACUGUGAGUGUGAGGGAUGGUACAAGAACCAUUGGAACAGGAAGUGAGGGAGCCGGGAUAGCUAUAAAGAGGGAAGACUCCAUCCUUAGCCCUCCAGUUGGUGCAGAGCCCUCCCUGUGCUACCCCUUACCUGCACCUUGUGUGUACCUCCGCUAUCCUAAGCACAGCCGGGCUCAGGCCCAACUCUCGUUGACCUUGGAGCUCUAAAGGCUCAGCUGGCCAACAGACAGCCUCCCUGUACCUCCAGCCUCAAGUCCCCAGUUUUUAAUCAAUGUGGAUUUCUAUCUGUAACUAAAAUCAGUGCAACAUGUUCGACCUUGCAAAUGGAAAUAAGCCAAAGGCCCUGAAUAUGGGCUGCAAGGUCAAGAAUAAAGACUUCAGAGUGUGUUUACUUGAUAUUUGCAUCUUGCCUUUCCUUGGACACAGAGUGAUUAAACUGGUUCCCCUAGUGCUGGAGGGCUGGUCCCUGAUCUCUGAAGGCGUGUACUAGUUAACCACCAGUUGCCACUGAGUUGACUCUGACUCAUGGUGAUCCCGUGUGUGUCAGAGUAGAUCUGUGCUCUGUAAGGGUUUCAGCAGCUGAUGUUUUGGAAAUAGAUUUCCAGGCCUUUCUUCUGAGGCACCUCUGAGUGGACUCCAACCUUUCUGUUAGCAGUCAAUCAUGUUAACCAUUUGCAUCACCCAGGGACUCUCUGAAGGGUUGAGGCUGUCAAGAAAGUCCCCACAGGGCCUUCCACAAGCCACUUCCUCCCUGGAGUGGGGAGAACUGUCUUUGGAAUGGAGUGAGUCAGUUGAAGACAUUAAUCUCUUGUUAACUGUGUCAGGCACAGUGCUAAGUGCUUCACAUGAAUUUUCUCUUUAAAUCCUCACAAAUCCCCCCAAAAGAUACAUUUUUGUCCCCAUUUUAUAUAUGAGGAAAGGGAAAGGUUAAGUAAUUUGCCAGGAGCCAUCAAUGUUCAUCUCUAGCUCCGAGCCCACUUUCUCAAUCACCAGGGCACACUAUGCCUCUCCAAAAGACUAGACUUGUCCCCAAUUGCAGAUCUGAUAUUUUCUUAGGAUCUAUCUGUGUUUCUCCCAUCUGGGAAUAAGCUCCAUUAGAGUUGGUUUUUUAUUCACAGUUUAUCUUCUGUGCAUAGGACAUAGUUGGCACUCAAAAGAUGUUUUUUGAAGGAAGGAACAAUACUGUUCCAAAUAGUCCUUCCAUGCCCAUACUGUCUUGGGGGCCAGCUCUCAACCCCAAUCAGAUCCUAAUGGGACCUUGGCAUAUCAACCAGACCCAAA